AGGGUAUCUGACAGGAGUUGUACUUCUGCUGCGGAUUUCAAGCCUUACAAAUCAAAACACGUCGAUUACGUUAAUCAUAAUGCUAAUUAUUUUACCGUCUUGAUAUUAGACCUUCGGCUUUGCAGUAAUUAUGCAAAUACAAAGUAAAUACUGUCCAAUGUGCGUGCGUAACAGGAAGUUAGUCCUUACGAAACGGGUCAGCCAGUUCCUCUUGUUUUUUUAGUUUCUGGAUCUAACAAGGGCUGAAACAAGCUGGACUGCUCGCAUCAACUUUGUAAACCAAUAAAUGUUAAAACACAGCUUAUGAGGAAUUAUCGUAAUUGUAGUGCUAACAUUUUCUAGCGCUGGGAACUGGACCAAAGCAGUAAAAAUAAAAUAUGGGAUGUAAAAAAUCCAAGCUGAUAGGCGAUCAGAAGGGAGAUACAUUUGAUCUGAAGAAACAGCAACCAGUACGUACUGACCGAACUAUAGAUGUGAGGGAUCCAACGUCCAAUAAGCAACAGAACACAUCAUCUCAAGAGAGUCAACUACUGCCAGGCCAGAGAUUCCUGAAGUUGGGAGAAGAGUCUGAACCUGGGAAGAUCGUAAUCGCCCUGUACCCAUAUGAAGGUGUCCAUGAUAAUGAUCUGGGAUUCAAGAAAGGAGAAAAACUGCGAGUUAUUGAGGAGUGUGGAGAAUGGUGGAAAGCCGUGUCUCUUACAAGCAAGAAGGAAGGGUUUAUUCCCAGCAACUACGUGGCACAAGUGAACACAUUGGAAACAGAGGAAUGGUUCUUCAAAGAUAUCACAAGGAAAGAUGCUGAGAGGCAACUUCUAGCACCAAUAAAUAAACUGGGGGCAUUCCUUAUUCGAGAAAGUGAAACUUCAAAAGGUAGCUAUUCACUGUCCAUCAGAGACGUUGACCAGCAGGGAAUGAGUGUGAUCAAGCAUUACAAGAUCCGAAGUCUGGACAAUGGUGGCUAUUACAUCUCCCCAAAAAUUACAUUUCCUGACAUUCCUCAAAUGCUGAAGCAUUAUCAUAAACAAUCAGAUGGUCUAUGUCGAUGCCUGGACAAGCCGUGUUCCAAACCCAAGGCCCAGAUGCCAUGGGAUAAAGAUGCCUGGGAGAUUUCCAAAGAAUCUAUCAAAAUGCUGAAGAAACUGGGAGCAGGGCAGUUUGGGGAAGUGUGGUUGGCUUACUACAACAACUCUACUAAAGUGGCCGUGAAAACCCUGAAACCAGGCACCAUGUCAGCGCAGGCUUUCCUCGAAGAAGCCAACCUGAUGAAAGCCCUUCAGCAUGACAGACUGGUGAGGCUGUACGCUGUGGUCACCAAGGUGGAGCCCAUUUACAUCAUCACUGAAUUCAUGGCAAAUGGUAGUUUGUUAGAUUUCCUAAAAAGCGAAGAAGGCAACAAGCUACUAUUACCAAAGUUAAUUGAUUUUUCAGCUCAGAUUGCAGAGGGUAUGGCUUACAUUGAAAAAAAGAACUACAUACAUCGUGAUCUGAGAGCAGCAAAUGUCCUUGUUUCAGAGUCACUGUUAUGCAAAAUUGCUGACUUUGGUUUAGCGAGAGUCAUUGAGGAUGAUCAGUACACAGCCCGAGAAGGUGCAAAGUUCCCAAUAAAGUGGACUGCUCCGGAGGCUAUUAACUAUGGAUCAUUCACUAUCAAGUCAGACAUGUGGUCCUUUGGAAUUCUCCUUUAUGAAAUUGUUACAUAUGGAAAAAAUCCAUAUCCAGGAAUGAGCAACGCCGAUGUGAUGAAUUCAGUCCAGCGUGGUUAUCGGAUGCCUUCUCCUGAUAAGUGUCCACCGGAGCUUUAUGACAUCAUGACUUCCUGUUGGAAGAGCAAACCUGAGGACAGACCCACAUUUGACUAUUUGCAGAGCGUGCUGGACGACUUCUACACUGCAACUGAAGAACAAUAUCAACAGCAACCUUAAGAGAAAGGAGAAACUUUUAUUGUUGUGACUGCUUGAAACGAUUUUAAUGAUACGCCCAUGUAAAAUGACGAUGAUAUGGUUAAUGUACAUUCAUGUAUUCAUCCUUCACUAGCAUCUUGAAUCCCCACCCCUGCAUGUCUGGCGCAUUGGGCCCAAAUUUACGGCAAGGAAUAGUUUUUGAAGGACAGUGGAAAUUUUACACUGCUUAAAAACGUGGAUGGCCACUGUUUGGAAGACUUUCAGAAACAAGGAGAUGGCCAGGGGCUUCUGAUUCAUAAUGCUAUAAUGAUGAAAACAUUAAGCCUGUUGUGCUUACAAAAUAAAACAAUUAAAUGUUUGAAACAGGCGAUUUGUAGUGAAG
Molecule: messenger RNA, 2283 nt
Organism: Polyodon spathula (Mississippi paddlefish)
Lineage: Eukaryota; Metazoa; Chordata; Actinopteri; Acipenseriformes; Polyodontidae
Gene: lyn
Product: LYN proto-oncogene, Src family tyrosine kinase
Exons: 13
Coding region: 378-1922 (514 amino acids)
Biological process (GO): cell surface receptor protein tyrosine kinase signaling pathway; innate immune response; protein phosphorylation
Cellular component (GO): extrinsic component of cytoplasmic side of plasma membrane
Molecular function (GO): signaling receptor binding; non-membrane spanning protein tyrosine kinase activity; ATP binding
Source: RefSeq, a predicted model, not a curated record